Kwoniella shivajii is the source of this 3189-nucleotide messenger RNA. RefSeq lists its product as uncharacterized. The coding region runs from base 1 to 3189 and encodes 1062 amino acids. The transcript has 6 exons. The record is from RefSeq and is a predicted model, not a curated record. NCBI's taxonomy places the organism in Eukaryota, Fungi, Basidiomycota, Tremellomycetes, Tremellales, Cryptococcaceae.
AUGGCAGUCGACAAUCCGUUGAGCUACCCCAGCUCAAAGAAGCCGUUCUCCCUUGAAACCUUCCGGGAUCCGCCAAGGGAAUAUCGGGGUGCACCUUUCUGGGGAUGGGUCACCAAGCAGGAGAAGGAGGCGACUCUAGAGCAGAUCAACAUGUUCGAGGAGAUGGGGAUGGGUGGAUUUCACAUGCAUACUAGAGUAGGAUUGGAUAUACCCUAUAUGGGUGAGGAGUUCAUGGAUAUCGUUGAAGGCUGUGUGGAUAAGGCAAAAGAGAAAGGAAUGUACGCAUUCCUAUAUGACGAGGACAGAUGGCCGAGUGGAUUUGCGGGAGGAAAAGUCCUCGAGGGUCAUCCGGAACACAAACAUCUUCAUCUUCUGUUUACCCCCUGGGCAUACGGUGAGGAGAUCGGUUACACCAAGCCAGAUUUCCCAAUUGCCAAUGCUGCUCCGAUGAGAAGUGAACUUGGUGAUCUCCUUGCAGCUUAUGCGAUCAAGCUCCAAGAUGGUCGCUUAGCUUCUUCUCGUCGUGUCUCAGCUGCUCAAGAUAUAUUACCUGGUGAAACCGUUUGGUACGCAUACGCGGAACCUCUUCCGGAUAGUGGUUUCUUCGGUGAUCAAACAUAUACAGAUUUGCUCAGCUCCGACAUGACCGAAAGAUUCAUAGAGCUCACGCAUGAAGUCUAUAAGAAACACGUCGGCAAAGACUUUGGUGGUGUUGUGCCCUCCAUGUUCACCGAUGAGCCUCAGUAUUGUCCAAUGUCAACGCUGAGUGUGGCCGAAAAGCUCCAAGAUGUAUUUUUACCUUGGACCCGCAAGAUUAUUGAAUCAUUUCGCGAAGCUCAGGGCGGGGAUCUUCUAGAGCUCCUGCCUCAGCUGAUAUGGGAUCCUGUGGAGCAAGAGUCAAACAUCGUCAAAUACCAAUUCCUAGACCACGUCUGCUCACUCUUUUCCAGCAACUAUAUUGGAGUUCUGGCAAAAUGGUGCGCUAAGAACAAUCUGUAUUGUACCGGCCACAUGAACGCUGAACCUACACUCUCUUCUCAAACCGCUCAAACUGGUGAAGUCAUGCGUUGCUAUCGAGAAAUGCAAUUUCCUGGUAUCGACAUGCUGUGCGACAAGCGGGAACUCAACACCGCUAAACAAGCAGCAUCAGUCUCCCGACAAUACGGGCGGUCUGGUCUAAUGAGCGAGCUGUACGGUGUCACUGGCUGGCAGUUUACUUUCGAAGGACACAAGGGUCAAGGUGACUGGCAAGCAGCUUUAGGUGUCACUCUACGAGUUCACCAUUUGUUCUGGAGCACGAUGGAAGGCGAGGCUAAGCGAGACUAUCCUGGUUGUAUUGGCUAUCAGUCUCCAUGGUGGAAAGAAUACAAGCAAAUCGAAGAUCAUUUUGCUCGUGUCAAUUCGGCUCUCACCCGAGGGCGACCAGUGACUCGUGUCGCCGUCAUUCAUCCAGUCGAAAGCUUCUGGCUCUGCUUUGGUCCCAAAGAUCGAAACUCUGAAGAAGUCGACUACCGGGAGAAGGCUUUCUCGGAGCUUACAGACUGGUUACUUAAAGGUCACAUUGACUUUGAUUUUAUCUCUGAAUCCCUCUUCCCAGAACUUACCGACGUGGAAUUAAUUGGAAAUACCUUACCGGUAGGCAAGUGUAAUUACGAAGUUGUCAUUGUUCCCAACUUACGAACUAUACGAUCGACAACCCUCACUCGCCUACAGCGCUUUUCAGCAGAAGGUGGUAAAGUUAUUGUAGCCGGCAUCACACCCACGCUUGUAGACGCCCAAAUCCCGUCUACACCUCCCACGAUUCCAGGCUCAACCACUCUCUCCUGGUCUAAAGCCCAGAUUCUAUCAAGUCUUCAACCUCAUCGAGACCUCGACAUGAAUGUCAGUGACACCACCCUAUACCGAGCGCAAGGCACUAGGGCAGAUUCUUUGUUCUACCAAAUGCGAGAAGAUGGAGAAGAAAGAUACGUGUUCAUAUGUAACACUGACAGAAAAGAAUCAUGUCCUGUUACACUAAGUAUAACCGGAGAAUGGGCAGUCGAGGCUCUCGAAACAUUUGCUGGAUCUUCAUGGGAAGUGGCCGCCGAGCAGAGUAACGGUCGAACAUCCUUCAAAUACUGGUUUGACGGAUGCGAAAGCGUUAUUCUUCGAUUGUCUCCUGGAAAGGCGGGCUCUAAAGCAAGAAACCAAACUAUUCUUAGGCGACAUUACCAACAAAUUGGAGAUGUCAAGCUAGAGUCCAUUACAUUGGAAGAGCCCAAUACCCUCUUGCUCGAUUAUUGCGACUAUAAGUGGAAUGAUGAACCUUGGCAGGGACCGGAAGAGGUAUUAGCAGUAGAUCAGCUGUUGCGCCGACGUCUUGACUUGUUCCUCAAAGGAGCCAAGUUCCGUCAACCUUACACAAUCCCCCAAUCCAAACGAAACGGGAUUGGUAAGCUGCGAUUGCGGUUCCACAUCAAUUCCAAGGUCAAGGUUAACGAUAGUACUCUGGCUAUCGAGAGUCCACAUAAAGUCAAAGCUUUCCUUGAUGGCAAGCAUUUCGAUUUAACACCAGGUGGGUGGUGGGUCGACAAAUCUAUCAAGACUGUACCCUUCCCCGAGAUCUCAGAAGGGUCACACGCUCUGGAACUGGAGUAUGACUAUGGAAUGCUUACCAACCUCGAACGAGUAUAUCUUCUUGGUCAAUUUGGUGUCAAUGUUCGGGGUCGAAAAAGUACCAUCGUUCCUCUUGAUUUGAAGGAUGUGGAGUUUGGCGACAUCACCCGUCAAAGUCUUCCCUUCUAUUCCGGCAAUCUAACAUAUCACACAACUUUCAUAUCAGACGGCCAAACACCUUUAGCUCUUCGAGUUGCUCAUUUCGCCGGGCCUGCAGUCUCAGUAGAUGUUGAUGGUCAACGUUCCGCAUUGCUGGUUCACGAGCCGUACGCUGUUGAGCUGGGUACCCUGCCCAAUGGAAGCCACAAGGUAGACUUUACUUGCUACGGUAACAGGCACAACUCCUUUGGCGCUGUUCAUCUGGUACCUGGCAAGACAAAUUGGCUCAACGCAGAUUCUUGGAGGAGUGACUACGAUUGGUGGUCAGAAGAAUAUGUUCUUGGACAAAUAGGAAUAUUGAACGCUCCUAGAGUGGAAGUUCCAGGAUUAGAGGUUCCCAAGCAGGUGCGAAGAGGAUUGACACUACACGUGUAG